Messenger RNA from Hydra vulgaris (swiftwater hydra), 3481 nucleotides. RefSeq names its product structural maintenance of chromosomes protein 5. Lineage: Eukaryota; Metazoa; Cnidaria; Hydrozoa; Anthoathecata; Hydridae. The record is from RefSeq and is a predicted model, not a curated record. Gene Ontology annotation, cellular component: Smc5-Smc6 complex; nucleus. Gene Ontology annotation, biological process: double-strand break repair via homologous recombination. Gene Ontology annotation, molecular function: single-stranded DNA binding; ATP binding; ATP hydrolysis activity.
UUUUCAUAUUCAUAGUAGAUUACAAACUUAUACAAAUAUUGGCUGAUUGAACAUGUUGUAAUCCAGUUUGGAGAACUUUUAAAGUUUUUGAAUGCUAAUUCAAAAAUGUCAAAAAAAGAUACAGUUGAUGGAAGAAUCGUUAGAUUAAAACUAAAGAAUUUUCUCACUUAUGAUGAUUGUGAAUUUUUUCCUGGCGAAAAUUUGAAUGUAGUUCUUGGUCCAAAUGGAACUGGAAAGUCAUCUAUUGUUUGUGCAAUUUGUUUGGGUUUAGGUGGAUCCCCUCUCUUGCUUGGUAGAGCAAAAGAUGUUGGAGAUUAUGUAAAGCAUCGAACAAAACAAGCUGUUAUUGAAAUUGAACUGUUUAAAAGUCAUGGACCUAAUCUUGUUGUGAAAAGAAUUAUCAAUAAAGGGUCAAAAAAUGACAGUGAGUGUGAAUCAAGUAGUCACUCAUGGUAUUUAAAUGGCAAAAGCACCAGUAAAAGUGCAGUUGUUUCAGCAGCUGCUGACUUGAAUGUACAAAUGAACAACUUAUGUCAGUUUUUGCCACAGGAUAAGGUGAAUGAGUUUGCAAAGAUGACACCUCAACAACUUUUGGAAGCAACAGAGAAAGCGGUUGGCGAACCUGGUAUGCAUGAAAAACAUAUGGAGCUCAUUAAUCUCAGUUCUGAAUUUCGUAAAAUACAGGCAAAUUUGUCUGAAAAAGAAACAGCUAAAGCAAGAGUUGAACAAAGAAAUAAACAGCUUGAGCGAGAUGUUCUACGCCAUAAAGAAAGAGAAAAACACCAAGAACAAAUUAACAUGCUACAAAAGAAAAAGCCAUGGGUUGAAUAUGAAUCUGCUAGGUUAUCAUUCUUCGAUAUUAAAAAAGAUAAAAAAGAUAUUGAAGUUAAUUUAAAAGAAUGCAGAGAAAAAAAUGCACCUAUAGAGAAAGAACUUAUGAGACACAGAAACAGUUUGGAUCAACUUGAAAAGAAAGACAAGGAAUUGAGAGAUAAUUGUGCAAACAUUUCAAAAAUUGCUAAUCAAACUAAAGAUAAAAUGGAAAAGGAAUCUGAGAAGGUAGAAGAUUUUAACAAUGAGAUAUCAAAUAUUAAGAAGGAGCAUGAAAAGCGAAAAGAAAGAAUUCAAAAGUUUAACAGAGAAAUUGGUCUAUUACAAAAGGAUUUAAAAGAUUCUCCGAAUCCAGAUAUUUUAAAGCCUGAAAGCGACAGAAUUUCUGAAGUUAUUAAAAAUCUAACCAAGCAAUUCAACAGUCUCACUAGAGAUGCCAGCGAAUUUUUAAAUGAGAAGAGCCAACACAAAGGAAACAUUGAAAAUGCAACAGAACAAUUAAAAAAGUUAGAAAGUGCAGAUAAUUUGAAGCUUGAAUCUCUUCGACGAUUUGACAGAGGUUGCUAUGAUGCUGUGUUGUGGUUGCGCAGCAAUCAAGACAAAUUUUCUGGAAAGAUUUAUGAGCCUGUCAUGACUCAGAUCAAUAUGAAGAAUAUGAAAGAUGCUGUUUAUUUGGAGUCUACUAUAAGUUUUAACGAUUUCAAAUCAUUUGUUUGUGAAAAUAGAAAAGAUCAGGCUUUAUUCUCUGAUUUAAUGAAAGAUGUUCUUCACCUAGACAUUCCUAGUGUGUGUCCUCCUCAUGAUAGCAUGGAUUCCUUUACUCCUAAAAUUCCACUACAAGAUUUAAAGAAAUUUGGUUUUGAAAACUAUAUGACCGAUUUGUUUGAUUGCCCAAAAACAGUUCUCAAGUAUUUAUGUGAAAAUUACAAGCUACACAAUAUUCCUAUUGGUACUAAAAUAACAGAAGAGCGAUGUAAUCAGGUUUUGGCAGAAAUGAAAGGAAUAUCUUUAUUUUUUACCCCUGAUUCAUCGUAUAGAAUGAGUGUAUCAAAAUAUUCUGGAAAAACAAGUUCAAAUGUUAGUUCAUUAAAUAGAAACCGCAAUUAUUUGAACAAAUCUGUCGACAUUGAUGAAAAAAAACGUUUAGAAGGAUUGCUGCAGAUGCAUCAAAAGGAAUACGAUCUUUGUUCAGAAAAAUACAAUCAAAUAAAAAAAGAAAUUGAAGUUGUAAACAAAAAGCUUGAAGAGACUCGUCAACAAAAACAAGAAAUUGUUAGUCAAAUGAAAAAAAGAUCAACACUUAUGUCUCAAAUUGAGAGCAAGCAGAACAGACUUCAGGAGGAAGAAAAAGGGUGUCCAAACAUUCAAAAUCAAAUUGAUAAGAUGAAAGUUAAAAUCAAUCAUACAAAUAAAACAAGAUUAGAAUUAUCUCAGCAAUAUGUUGAUCAGAUUUCAAAAUGCAUCAAGAUCACAAAAGAAAGAUUAUUAUUAGCGAUGACAAUAACUCAAGAAAAGAUUUUAAUGGAACAGGUUCAAGCUCAAUUUAGAACUCUCAGCGAAAAUCUUAAAAGUCUUGAGGAAGCUUAUCAUAUGGUUUCAGAAAGAUGUAACAAUAUGAAAAAACAAGCUAAAAUCUUACUUAAACGAGCCCAACAGAUAACUGGUGAAACAAUGGAACAUUUAAAAGAGGCAUUUAACAAUCUUCCAAAUACUCUUGAAGAAAUUGAAGCUUUGAUACAUGAGCAACAAGCAAAACUAGAUUGUCAAUAUGAGACUAAUCCACUGGUUGUUUUGGACUAUGAGAAAAACAAAAAAGAAAUAAAUACUCUUGAUACAGAGAUAAAAAAAACAUCGGAACUACUAGCAGAUAUGUUAUUGAAGAAAGAUUCACUUCUUCAAAGUUGGUUGGUCCCUCUAGAGCAGCUAAUAUUGCGAAUUAACGAACAGUACAGUUUAUUUUUUAAACAAAUGGGAUGUGUUGGACAAGUUUCAUUAGAAAAAGAUCCAGACGAAGACUACCGUAAAUAUGGUGUUCAGAUACAAGUUAAGUUUCGUGCAGAAAAUAAGUUAAAGACUCUGACAUCAACAUUUCAAUCAGGGGGGGAAAGAAGUGUGUCUACAAUGCUCUACUUGAUAUCAUUACAAGAACUGACGAAAUGCCCAUUUCGAUUAGUAGAUGAAAUCAACCAGGGUAUGGAUCCAAACAAUGAACGCCGUGUGUUUGAACUGGUUGUUGAAACAGUGUGUCGACCAAAUACUUCGCAAUAUUUUCUUAUUACACCCAAGCUUCUUCCAAAUCUACGUUACACCGAAAGAAUGACAAUAUUACUGGUUAUGAAUGGUCACUGGAUGUUACGCCACGAUGAAUACGAUGUAAAAGAAAUGAUUAAAAGAAAAAGAAAUCAAAAAUCUAUCCAAUAAAGUUUCUUAAUUUGUAGAUCAUCAUUAUGAUGUGUCUUCGUGUCUGCUAUGACUUCACCGUGUCUACGAUGACAUCUUUUCUAGUGUUACCGUUAUCAACGAUGUUUCUAGGUGGUAAAGGAAACAAAAUAAAGAUUAAGGACAUCGUAAUGUUCCUUCGUUUUGCGUACCAAGUUGAGAAUUAGAUCUAUGACGAAGUUAAAUUCUGUUAAUGGUCAACUUUUUUUUU